UGAAAUGUGAGGGGUGUACUCACUUUUGUGAGAUACUGUACAUUUAGGCAAUAUUAUCACAUUUGAUAAGUGAUGUACAGUAUAAUGAACAGUUAAAAACAAUUUUUAGUCAAACAGUCAAAAGCAUGAAAAUGUACCAUGCUUUUACAGAAUUGAAUUUUGGGGGAAAUGUUGUAGAUUCAUGCAAGCUAAUAUAUUAGGGGAGGGAGGAAAUCUCAUGCAUUUUUAUAACACCUAUGGCAGUAGUAUUUCCUAGUUUGUUUACAAAGUUACACUGGUUUUAUAUGUGGUAAUUAUAGUCAUACUAUAAAUACCACAGUUAAACUGGUUACUACAAUUCAGUAAUUCAUUAAUGAUGAAUAUUUUGUACGUUUAUUCUCUAGUGUAAAUACAGUUUGAGGUCUGAGGUUUGAAUGUAUCAUAAAUGUCACUCUUAUAUUUGAAGAAAACGUUGAGGUGUGUUUUGCAUGUGUCCUUUUCUGGUGUAUAGCGAUUGUGAAAAUUCAGGGUUUGUUUUGAUAACACUAGCAAAAAAAUCGACAAUUCUUGGUGUUUAAAAUAGUAAAAUGUAUUUUUUUUUUUUUUUUUUUUUUUCAUAAUAACAUAAUGUCAUUUAAUAGGUGGUCAAGUACAGUAUUUUAUGAUACAUUAUUAACUAUGCAGAGAGACCGUCAUCAGCGUGCGCCACUCUGAACAAACGUGUCGUAGUUCUGUGUCAACAUGGCUGCACGCGCUGGAGACAAGCGUGGUCUGGAGCAUUUAGAUGAAUAUGAACCAAAACCGGCAAAACAGCAAAGAAGUCUGCACGAUCAGAUGACGGAAAAGCGUCUUGUUGUUGUUUUAGAAGGAGCGACGCUUGAAACCGUAAAGGUUGGAAAGACAUUCGAGUUGCUGAACUGUGAUCAGCAUAAGAGUAUGAUAAUAAAGAGUGGACGAGACCCUGGAAAGAUUCGCCCCGAUAUCACACAUCAGUGCCUGCUGAUGUUACUGGACAGUCCUUUGAACAGAGCUGGACUGCUGCAAGUGUACGUUCACACAGAGAAGAACGUUUUGAUCGAGAUCAACCCACAGACAAGAAUUCCUCGCACCUUUGCACGAUUUUGUGGACUCAUGGUCCAGCUCCUGCACAAGAUGAGUGUGAGAGCAGCUGAUGGCUCUCAACGUUUGUUGAAGCUCAUUAAAAAUCCAGUGUCGGACCACCUGCCACCUGGAUGCCCCCGAUUUUCCACAUCGUUCAAAGCAGGAGAUGCUGUAUGUCCCAGAACAGUCGUCCCCAAAGAUGGACCUGCCGCUAUUGUCAUUGGAGCAUUUGCACAUGGAACAGUGAAUGCCGACUAUACAGAGAAGACCGUGUCCAUCAGUAACUAUCCUUUAUCUGCAGCUCUGACCUGUGCCAAGAUGUGUUCAGCGUUUGAGGAGGUCUGGGGAGUGUUAUGACAAAAUCAAACUGUUAUUAACUGUCAUGUUUAUGCCUGAUUGAGGAACAGACCUUUGGAUUGCGUUCUGUGUGUAUGUGUUUCAUUCCUUUGAGCAAAAAUUGUGUUAUGUGACAUCACAACAGAGGAGAACAUUUUAUGUCAAAAUUGUAACACAAUUUUAACACACACUGAAGCAAACAUUUACACUCUUUAAAAUGUGGAGUAUUAAACCUAAAUGUCUUUUUGUAUAAGUCUAUACAUUUAGUAAUAAACCCAGAUUUGCAUUUAAAUCUAUUCCUGAUAUGUAAAACACUUUUUCUCCUUACAAUAAACAAUAAGAACUGGUUUUCUUCAGCACUA
Molecule: messenger RNA, 1778 nt
Organism: Ctenopharyngodon idella (grass carp)
Lineage: Eukaryota; Metazoa; Chordata; Actinopteri; Cypriniformes; Xenocyprididae
Gene: emg1
Product: EMG1 N1-specific pseudouridine methyltransferase
Exons: 5
Coding region: 721-1437 (238 amino acids)
Biological process (GO): rRNA base methylation
Cellular component (GO): small-subunit processome; nucleolus
Molecular function (GO): rRNA binding; rRNA (pseudouridine) methyltransferase activity
Source: RefSeq, a predicted model, not a curated record